Perkinsus marinus ATCC 50983 is the source of this 1686-nucleotide messenger RNA. RefSeq names its product 6-phosphofructokinase, putative. Lineage: Eukaryota; Perkinsozoa; Perkinsida; Perkinsidae. Gene Ontology annotation, molecular function: 6-phosphofructokinase activity. Gene Ontology annotation, cellular component: cytoplasm. The record is from RefSeq and is a predicted model, not a curated record. The transcript has 7 exons. Gene Ontology annotation, biological process: fructose 6-phosphate metabolic process; glycolytic process. Bases 25 to 1593 code for a protein of 522 amino acids.
AGGACGUUGUUUAGUCACCUCUAAAUGCCGUCGGAUUCUAAGAACAAUUACGCUGCUGUAGCCGCCGCUGCUGCCACCACUGCCGUGGCGGCUGGUGCUGCUGGUUACGCAGUCUACAAGAAGAUGCAGGGAUUUAACGAGACGGUCACUGAGCUCCGAGGGAACGUCUCUCGCUUGGAGGAAGAGAACUCUUAUCUCAGCCGGCCUGUUGUAGGCAGUAUGACCGGUGAUGAUAUCUUGCUCCCAGGUGAAAGCCUCACUUACUUGAAGCCUUCCAAUCUUGGUGAGAGGUUCGGUAAGAAGGAGCACACUACUCCUCUCAUCCAGAAGUAUGAGGGUCAGUUGCAUGACUUCCAGGACGAGAACUCGAUCGUUACCCAGACUAUCUACCGUAACAAGGAUGAUCACCACAAGCAGUUCUUGCGAUAUCUACGUGCUGGUCCUCGUGAGAAGCUGUAUUUCAAUCCUAAAGAGGUCACUGCCGCCAUUGUCACUUGUGGUGGUCUCUGCCCUGGCCUCAACAAUGUGAUUCGAGGACUCACCCAGAUGCUCGAGGAGUACGAUGUGCCCACCAUUUAUGGUGUUAAGGACGGUUAUAAGGGCUUCAACAAGGACAACUGCUGGGUGAAGCUUGAUUCCAAGAAGGUUGAGACCAUCCACAGGAUGGGCGGCAGUGUAUUGGUCUGCAAUCGUGGAAAUGACGAUAUCGCUGUCAUGGCCGAGGCUAUUAUGAGGAAGGGCGUGAAUAUGCUAUUCAUCGUUGGUGGUGAUGGUACCCACAGGGGUGCUGAUAAGAUCCAGCAGUAUAUGGUGAAGGCUAACUACGAGUGUGCACUCGUUGGUAUUCCGAAGACUAUCGAUAAUGAUAUUCCCCUCAUUGACGAUUCUUUCGGUUUCGCAACUGCUGUUAGCGAGGCCGUCCGUGCCAUCGAGGCAGGUUAUGUUGAGGCUACUGGUGCUCCUAACUGCAUCGGUCUCGUCAAGUUGAUGGGACGCAAUUCUGGAUUUGUUGUUCUUCAUGCUGUCUGUGCUGCGGCCACUGUCGAUAUUGCUCUCCUCCCCGAGAUGGAUAUUAGUCUUCCUAAGCUCCUCGACCAUAUCAAACAGAAGAUUGACAAGGAUGGCCACAUCGUGGUCGUCGUUGCCGAGGGAUGCGGCGCAACCCUCAUGCAGGCUGACCCCUCUAUGAAGGAUGCCGGUGGAAACAUCAAACUGCCCGAUGUCGGUGUUUACCUCAAGGAUAAGAUCAUGGAGUAUGCUAAGGCUAACGGCCGUAAUGACUGGACUGUCAAGUACAUUGAUCCCACCUACAUGAUCCGUGCUGUUCCUGCCAAUCCUGCUGACUCUACCUACUGUCAUGUACUUGCACAUAAUGCUGUUCACGGCGCUAUGGCGGGCUACACGGGUUUCUCGUGUGGCAAGUGUGAUCAGAGAUACGUUAUGCUGCCGUUCAAGGCUAUCACUGGUCGUCCUCCGCGUCAAGUUAACACUGCCGGCCGAUGGUUCGCCAGGAUGAUCAUGUUCACGGGUCAGCCUAGCUUCCUUCCUCAAGGACAUAUCCCACGUCAUAGUUCCGCUCUCAUGCCGCAAUAAGAUGGCUGCGUGGAUCGCACCUUGAGUAUAUACUCGGUGCCAUUCUCUUGUACAAAACUGUCGCUAAUGCGAGUAAGCGUUCUUCUCCGCGCG